Molecule: messenger RNA, 1252 nt
Organism: Actinia tenebrosa (Australian red waratah sea anemone)
Lineage: Eukaryota; Metazoa; Cnidaria; Anthozoa; Actiniaria; Actiniidae
Product: putative palmitoyltransferase ZDHHC24
Molecular function (GO): palmitoyltransferase activity
Source: RefSeq, a predicted model, not a curated record
UUUGAAGCGGGUUCGGCUCUUGUUGGGCUUCCUGUGUACUGAUUCCCAGUCCUGUACGAGCACAUAGUUGAAGGUUCUUCAACUGGAAGCAAGUUUAAACCAAUAUUAUUCAUUAAAUAUCCAAUAUUUGGCGACGACUUCUUUGGUUUUAGGUCUUGGAUAAGUCAAAUGACAUCAUGGCUUCCUUUAUUCAUCGUAUUUUACCGAAGAAAGGUUCGGAUUUGGCAGCAUUCGUAUUCAUGUUUGUGAUGUUGUGGGUGAUCGCUUUGUUUGAGCUCUUCGUUGUUCUGCCUGAGUUCCACGAGCCUUUCUCGCCAUGGUAUCUGAUCCACGUCGUCUGCGGCUUAUUUCUAUUCUUAAAUGUGUUCUCUAAUCUUUAUCAAGUAAUCAUGACGGAUAUAACCGGUGCUAACUUAGCUUUACCAUCAGUACUAAAGCCAGGCUGGACGUACUGUCCUUAUUGCCAAAUGAACGCCCCACCAAGAGCUCACCAUUGCCAUGCUUGUAACGUUUGUGUGUUGAGAAGAGAUCAUCACUGUAUCUUCGCUGGUAAAUGUGUUGGCCAUUCCAACUACCGUUAUUAUCUGUUCUUAGCCCUGUACUUGUGGCUGGGUGCUUUAUACGCGAAUAUUUUCCACUGGCAAUACGUUACUUCUGUUAUUGGCACAUUUGGCUGGGCCACCAUGUUCACUAUGUUUAUGCCAAUGUUAUCGUGGAUGGUUGGACAUACUACAGUCUUUCAGACAUUCGUAACCUUUAUGGCUGGAAUUUCUUUGUUUGCCUUCGUCAUGUUCUCCUUUCUUCUUUUCUUCCAAGUCAACAUUAUUUCACGUGGUCAAACCUCGUAUGAGCGGAAGAAGAAAAAGCGUCUCUACGACAAAGGUGUGGUAGAUAAUUUUGUGGAGAUUUUGGGGAAAAAAUGGUACAUUUCCUGGCUGUGGCCUACUGUGCCGUCUACACUUCCUGGGGAUGGUACUAACUAUACUCAACUAACUGAGUCCAUGAAAGAUAUGUAAGUAGAUGUCAAAUAAUCUAAAAAAAAUGGAAACUUCAAACUUUUCAUGAAGCCUCCUCAAGAACUAGGAACAAAAAGUAUCAAGAACGUUGUAAUGUGCUUAGUUUGCUUCAAGGUUUAGAAAAAUUCAAUUUAGAAAAAUUUAUAUUUAAAACGAAGAGCUAGGUAGUCACAAGUGCACCAACAUGGAGCACUGUAGCUUGCUUGAAUAAAAUAAAUAAAUGAAAUUGCAUUCAA